CAGAACGAGUACGGAGUAACGAGAACCGAGAACGAGAAGCAAGAACGAGAACCAGAAGUGUAGAGUAAAAGAAGAGGGCAUUCAGUCAGAUUAAAUAAUUAAAUACAUAUUUUAUAUCCAGAGUACGAUGAGAGAAUAAAUUUUUUAAACGUAGAUAGCGAAAAAAUGUUUUCGUACAACGUAAUUUGAUUGAAAUCAAAAAUCACUCAACCACCAGGUAUAAAACAAUAUAGCCUACAAAUCGAAAUCAGGUGUUAUUGCUGUCAAAAAACCUUCGUGCAAUUGGAAUUGGACCAAGUGUUUGUUUUGGAUUAAAUCUGGUUCUGUUCUGUUGGUUGUUUUUCUAGUUGUAAAGAUAAAUAAUGUCGUUUAAUGAAAAGGAAAAUACUAAAAAUGAACCGACGGGAACUUCAACGGCAACUGCGGCAGCGGCAGUUGGAAAUUCUAAAGACUAUAGCGCAGACGAGGCUUCUGGCAAUGAAUCCCACAAAAUGUAUAAAUCGGAAAGCUAUAGACAAGCUGACAUCCUCCAAGUCAAGGAGGAAAUGAAAAAUCGACGAAAAAAGAAAAAACGAACAAGCUCUUCGCUGCACUCUUCAACUUUUCAGGAACUCUAUAAGUUAACUGGUGAGAUUCUGGGCGAGGGAGCAUAUGCCUCUGUUCAGACGUGUGUCAAUACGUACACCGAUUUGGAAUAUGCUGUGAAAAUAAUCGAAAAAGUACCUGGACAUGCACGUGCUCGUGUGUUUCGAGAAGUGGAAACUUUUCAUCAGUGCCAAGGUCAUCCUGCCAUAUUACAGUUGAUAGAAUUUUUCGAAGACGAUGAGAGGUUUUAUUUGGUAUUCGAGAAAAUCCACGGCGGACCGUUGCUUAAGAAAAUUCAAGAUUCCGUGUGCUUUGCGGAGCACGAUGCGGCCGAGAUAGUUAAGCAACUUGCGUGUGGCCUUGAUUUUCUCCAUAAGAAGGGCAUAGCCCAUCGAGACCUUAAGCCGGAGAAUAUUCUGUGUGUGAAUCGUGAUAAAUUGAAUCCUAUUAAAAUUUGUGACUUUGAUCUGGGUUCGGGGAUCAAGCUGAACGAUGACACAGCUAUGCCUUCAAAGAGUCCCCAGCUAUUUACCCCGGUUGGCAGUGCCGAGUUCAUGGCUCCCGAGGUUGUGGAAUUGUUUCUUGGCGAAGCCAACUACUAUGACAAGCGAUGCGAUCUGUGGUCCUUGGGGGUAAUAGUGUACAUCUUACUGUGUGGCUAUCCGCCGUUUUCCGGCAACUGCGGCAACGAUUGUGGCUGGACUCGUGGCGAGAGUUGCCACUACUGCCAGCAACUGCUGUUCGAAUCCAUCAAAGAAGGUCGUGUCCAUUUUCCCGCUUCCGAAUGGGACAGUGUAAGCGAUGAGGCAAAGGAUUUGGUCAAUAGACUGCUGGUGAAGAACGCCCAGGAGCGUUUGAGUGCCGAGAACAUCUUAAAGCACCCCUGGUUUGCGUCAAUAGAAGCGUUGAAGACGAAAAUUGAGAACAAUCAAAACAUCCUCAAAACUUCGGGGUUGAUUCGCAAGAAUCAGUCGGCUCAGGAAAUAUCCAAGUUCGCAGAAUCGGCCAUGAAUGUCAAACGAGUUAUUUUGCAACACUUUUCGAUGCGCGAAUCUGUGCUUAAGAAAGAGAGACCCAAUAUUUACAUUCCUAAAAUGUUCUCCUAUCAUCAAACUGCGAUUCCGGGAAGUAUUCAGACAGUGGACGGUUGGGCAAUAAAACGAAGUAUUUGCAUUAACAAUAAAAAGAAGAAUAAUGCCUUCUUAGAAAAAGUCAAUGAUAACGGCGAUGAUGCCAAAAGCGGUAGCGGCGGUCUUACCACCGUUCUCGAAUCACCACAGCCGGAUCUAGUGCAGAACGGUAACUCUACAAAUAACCAAAACAAGAUGGAAUGGAAGCAAACUGAAGCUCAAGCCGACGACGUGCAAGUCAAUGCUGAAACUGAAGUCGAAGCCCAAGUGAUGUCUAUUGAUUCGACAAAAGUUGAAGUUGAAUCUGAAUCUAAUAAUUCAAGUGCAAUGGAGCUCGAAAAUGAUAAAACCGCAAUAAAGUCUGCCGCCAAUGAUGAAAGCCCUUAUGACGAAUAUGCCUUAACUGAACUGAGGAGCAACUUGACAAACAAGAAGCAUCAUCAAGCGGCUUCUGAAGUUGGCCCUCUCAUCUAUUCGGACAAACUCAAUCAUCAUCACAUAGAUUUAAGCAAAGAAAAUCUAAUAUCCUCCAACAGGAAUCAAACAAUGGAGAAAUACAUAAUGAACGAUCGUAUCUGUCUUCCCUGCAAACGGUUCGAUAAAGACGAAAACUAUCCAAAGCUCUCCGACAAGUCAAACACCAAUAAUUCUAUUGCUGUGGCAAGAAAGGAGUCAAUUACAGACAAAAUAAGCUGGCGCAAUGAUUGUGUUCGUUCGAUGAUAAGCGUUUGCUGCUUAUUGAAAAUGCGAAAUUCCAAUAAUUGGAACAUCGAUCGCGAUCCUCCUUCUUCUCAUCCUACAACCGAUCGUGAUGGUAUAAUAUUGAAUGAGGAGAAAUUUGGCUAUAAGCAACGUGAAAGUCCUGCCCAAACGUACGAUCUGCAAGCACCCAGUGAGAGUUGUCUCAUGCAGCGCCGUAUGCACAAGUUUUACCUAAAUAUAUAAAUACCUAUAAAUAAAAAUAACGAUGUAAAUCGAUGUGUGAAAUCAAGUUAAAAACUUAUUUUGUUGAAUAAUAAUUAAUUAAUAAAAAACAGCCUUUUAUUGAAUGAAAA
Eupeodes corollae is the source of this 2770-nucleotide messenger RNA. It is a transcript of the gene Lk6, whose product is annotated as probable myosin light chain kinase DDB_G0284661. The coding region runs from base 363 to 2660 and encodes 765 amino acids. Gene Ontology annotation, cellular component: cytoplasm; nucleus. The record is from RefSeq and is a predicted model, not a curated record. NCBI's taxonomy places the organism in Eukaryota, Metazoa, Arthropoda, Insecta, Diptera, Syrphidae. The transcript has a single exon. Gene Ontology annotation, molecular function: calcium/calmodulin-dependent protein kinase activity; calcium-dependent protein serine/threonine kinase activity; ATP binding. Gene Ontology annotation, biological process: protein autophosphorylation; peptidyl-serine phosphorylation; intracellular signal transduction.